AUGUGGUCGUACCCGCCGACUUUAAGGCAAAUGGCCGUAACCGGCGGCAUGUUUGUCGUCGGUGCUUCGUUGUUCGGCGCCGGAGCUUAUCUUUCGUACGUUAACGUUGCUCCUCAGCAGGCUCGCGUGAAAGAACGUAGUGAAGCGAUGAGGAAAUAUCUCAGGAAGCGCCUCGGUGAUUGA
This is a messenger RNA of Lathyrus sativus (Indian pea), 183 nucleotides long. Lineage: Eukaryota; Viridiplantae; Streptophyta; Magnoliopsida; Fabales; Fabaceae. The record is from the annotation of a GenBank genome assembly.